This is a messenger RNA of Owenia fusiformis, 2368 nucleotides long. Lineage: Eukaryota; Metazoa; Annelida; Polychaeta; Sabellida; Oweniidae. The record is from the annotation of a GenBank genome assembly.
GUAUGACAUAUGAGUCACCUAAAUAAGGAUUUUCUUUAAGUACAUAACAAUACGAGUGAUAUUUACUUAUUAAGGAUUUACCACUAGCAAGUGGCACUAGGCCUAAACAUUUUCAUUGCAGAGUGGCCAUGUUGUCGGCCAUCUUGUUUACUUGUGCUUCAAUCGCUAUUGGCCAGGAAAUUAUGCCAACCUUACUUAUACUGAAUUCUACACAGCAAGCACAAUGCCAAAGUGGACCCGGUUUGAUACAGCACGAGGAAGAUUGUUGCCACUUUGUUCUUUGUGAAGAACCGCGUGGUAUGUCAGACCGAGGCUGGGUAUUUGAAUGUGCAUACGGGACAGUAUGGAAUCCAACUGCUUGCGCAUGCGUGUUGCCAGAGCAAAAUCCUUACUGCGACAUUACUGCAUGUCCAACAAGUAUAAAAAGAACAACAAAGCCAUGCCCGCCAGUUGACACGAUUAAUGCUACAGAACAAUGCUGUCUUGAAAGUAAUGGAAUUGUUUUUACGUCAGUGAAUGCCACCUCGUACUAUAAAGAUAAUGAAACGGAAAUACAAUCUUGUCCAAUAGGACAAGUGUUUUUGGUGGACGAUUGUUGUUGUGAAGGCGAUACCUUUACUGCUCCAAACUUCUGUAUGCAGUUUAACUUUGAUGGUGACCCACCUUCCCUCCCAGACGAAAUUGAUCAAAGUAAUAAAUCGAUUACAAACCUCUUGAACUUCAUCAGCGUCACAGACACGGUGUUGGAGACAGUUCCGUUAUCCAACCGAUACGGAGUUCAAUUCAAACAAGGUGCUCGCCUUGCGAUUCCGCAUUACAAUGGCGCGUGGUUUGGCCACAAAUUCACGAUAUCAUUUGACUUUAGGCUGGAAGAUAUCACUAGAGAUACCUUGAUCCUACACAAUGGCGACGAAGAUGGCGUCGGUGCUAGCAUCAAAAUCGAAUUCAUAUCAUGUCCAGAGGGACUCUUUAUCGCAGCGGGCGUAUGUGGAUGUGACAGGGUUGAAGAUAUUGUUGAAGAAAUUGAUAGUAGGUAUAUGAAUGGAGACUGGGGAAACAUUGUAUUCAGGUAUGAUGACGGGACGUUGAACCUUAACGUUGUCAAGUACGAUGGAACUCCAGGAAGCGUCUCAACCAUAAACCUUCUUUCAAAAGAGGUAGAUGAACCAGAUCCAUUAAAACUGGGACAGCUUCAGAAGCUUGUUAAACAAUACAACGCACGUGUUCAAGACGAAAUUGUAUCAAUCAAGAGUGACAUCGCCACGUUGAAAAUAGAUGAACCAGACAGAGCAACCGAUCUUGAAGAGAUCGAGCAAUGUCUUGAGGAAUUACAAGGCAGCUUGGGCAGUUUGGAAACAUACAUAGAAGGAACCGGCAGCCCGAGUUACAAAGAGUUCAAAGAUGCAAAGAAGGAUGUAAGAAUGUUGAAGAACCAAUGUAAGAAAACGAGAAAAGGGAGACUUCCAGAUCCCGUUCAGCAUCAAAAGAAGCUGGAUAAUUUUGUCAUCGAGUAUACGAAACUUAAAGAAAUCAUAGGGUCACUUUGUGAAGGAUUCACGAAAUUGUGUGACCUUCAAAAUGCUACACAUUACAAAAAUGGGCUUGAUGGCAAAUCAGAUAUCAAAAGAAAGAUCCGAUAUCUUAAACGCAAGCUUAGAAAGCUAAAGACUGCAGUGGGUGCAGAAGAUCCUCAAGUUAGGGCCCAAGGUGAGAAAGGUGCAAAGUGGGACAGUUGGAUAGAGCAAUGUGAAGAUUGCAUUGCUAAGGCUAAUGCACUUACAGUUGGAAGAGGAAAGCGGAGUGCUCAAUUUAGGGUAAAGAGAGAUGACGAAGUGCCCGGUCCAAAUAACAUAAAGCAAACAAAGUUUCCACUUGUUUUCGGAGAUGAUUUAGUUGGCAGUAUGGACCAGAUUUUGAUCUGCUUGUUCAGGUAUCCGGAUUCGGACACCGAUGAUCUUCAGGAAAUGGGUAGAGUUAUUUAUUCACCUCCAAAUGAAUAAAACUACAUUACAUUGUGAGACUACGUUACAUUGUAACAUGUAAUACUUAAAAUAAACGCUGUUUAUUCUCAUUCUUGAUGAAUUGUAGAAUAUAACUGUUUCUUUAAACUGUGAAGCAGUCACUGACCGUCGGAUAUCUAUAUCAGGGAAAGGGGUCAUAAACAAAGGCUCUGCUAAGCUCAGUUAAAUAUACCUGUAUUAUGCCUAUAUAUUUCACGAACCGUUGCAUUUUCUAUGCCCUAUAUUCUACAGUUAAAAGUCUAACAUAACUUUAAUUUGAACUAAACCUUGUGGCAACAUUCCCUGGAUAUUCCAAAAUGAAAUAUAGCAUGAUGUUGUUCUCGUUCCUUGGAUCCUGUCAAAAGUUG